Styela clava is the source of this 2195-nucleotide messenger RNA. RefSeq lists its product as uncharacterized. The record is from RefSeq and is a predicted model, not a curated record. NCBI's taxonomy places the organism in Eukaryota, Metazoa, Chordata, Ascidiacea, Stolidobranchia, Styelidae.
UGUUGCCGAGAUAUGCUCUGAUGUUAUAUGUUUGGAUAUUUUUCAAUUAAAUUGAAAAUAUUACAAUGGGAUGUGGAACAUCAACAUCUGUAGUUGUGGAAGGAGAUACAGGGAGCAAGUCGAAAGACCAGCAAAAGAAUGGGUCGAAUACCGCCAAGAAUGUAAAUACGAACAAUAAAUCAAAUUGCGAAAUAACAUUGAAAGCUGCUGAGAAAGGAUUAAAUAACACAAAGGAGAUCUCAAGUAACCAUUCAGGAUUCGUGGAUAAAUCUUAUAAAACGUCUCCAACACAAAACGGAAUUAACGUUUCUACGUCGGCAAUGUCUGCUAAAGUUGGCAUGAUGGCUUCCCACGAAGCGCCUUCAACUAACGACAAAUCGUUUUUAAAAGAUGAGGUGAUUACCAACAAUGACAAUAUGGACAAAGAAAACAAAAACACACUAAACGAUUUCCAAGAGAAUCAAGACUCUAACAAUAACAGUGCUCCGGAGAGCACAGUUAACGCUACAAACGAAACAAGUACCGGUGAAGCUGACGAAGAUGAUUUUGAUAUGACGUCAGCACCGUUAUCACGCACGGACAUGCUGAAGCAUCGCCAACAUGCCACACAAGAGACUCUGGAAUUUGUUUACAAAAAUAGUACUAAGAUAGCGCCUCCCAAUAGUUCUGAUUUGAUGUUAUCUGGUGGUUUGUCGCCUUACACUGGUCACCGAAUGAACCAUCGUCGAGGUUCCGGUGUACCACCACCACCUCGAGAACUGAAAUCGACUGACUUUUUGGCGCGAAAAGCUGCUGCUAUUUCAGUUAGUAUGGAGGAAGGCGAUGAAGAUGAUGACAAUGUGUGAUGACAGUGUUGACAACUAAAUUGAUGCCAUUGACUCUUCUUAUACAAACUCAAUCCUUGUCAAAACUAGUUGGUAUGGACAGGCGAGUAUGAGUUAAUAAUGAAUCGCGUCAUGAAGCCCAAAUUUUUGGUUACCAGUACAUGCUCGACAAAGUAUAUUUGAGACAAAUCAAAUAUUGCCAUUAAAGUUAUUCGUUCUCUAUCCUGUACAAAUGUCUUAGCAGAUGCUUGGUGCUUUAUAAAAGACAUACGAGUGGUCAUUUUUUAUUUGUAUUUUUUAUGGCUUUGCUGCCCCACCGAUUUCUGGAGGUAACGCCCAAAAAUCAUUUUAAAUCAGGAAAAAGCCGAUUUUAAACCAUAAUUUGUGACUGUAAACUGUAAAUAAUUCAAUGCGUCAGUGAUACUGAUCAUGUUGAAAAUUUGAUUGGUGCAGCAAUAUAUUUACAUAACACAUCAUCGCCUAUCUAUACAAGCUCAAAGUGCACCGCCUCAUUAUGAUAGCGUUUAGAUCGAACAAUAUUUCUAAUGGUAUCUUAAAUUAUCUUUAAAUGCAUCUUUUUCCUCGUGAUGUGAUUAUUUUUAUUCGUGCAUAUUUGAUUCAAGUUGUCUUACUCGCGUUGAAAUAUUUAUGUCAGAACUGUCUGGAAAAAUGUCAAAAAACGGAUUUGUCAUGGCAUCCAAAAUCCUACAUUAUUAAAUUGUAAAAAAAUCCUGGUUUAACACUUUGAAUAAAAUCAAAAAUUUCAAAUUUAGGUCAACGUUUAUGUCCACUGCCCAAGAUUUGGAGUCGCCUUUUUUCGAAUAAGUUGUUGGUCUGAGUCUGCUAAAAUUCUGAAACUAAAUUUACCCCAAUCUCGCCAUAUAUAUCGUAUUUUUUAUUUAAUCUCUGGCUCCAUUACAUGUUAUUUCCAACUUUGUGGUAAAGUAUAUUUAUGUACGAUUGCAUAUAAAAUAUAAAGAAAACGAGCUCUCGGUGUGGGAUCGCAAAUUUAUAUCCAGCGACUGCAUGAUCUCGACUGUCAUAAUUGCCAUUUUAUUUCUCAAGUGUGAAAAAUGUUCAAGAAAAGAUCUCACAAAUUAUUUUUAUUCGUUGAGUUAAUAUCAAUUAUUCUUUAUGUUUUCAUUUUUUAUCUUAUUUUUGGUUUCUGAUCCUCUUGUUGAAGUAUAAUUAAUAUUGGUGCUUUGCCCUUCGUGACCUGCCGCCCAGAAUUUCUAAUGACAGUUUUAUGGAGAUCUAUACUGCUCUGGUAUUUUACGUAACCUUUAGUCUUAUUUUCUGCACACUUUGCUAGUCUAUUCGUUGUUUUUAUGGGCAAUAAAUCGAAUAUUAACGCUUAGGAAAUUAUGAUGA